Molecule: messenger RNA, 246 nt
Organism: Echinostoma caproni
Lineage: Eukaryota; Metazoa; Platyhelminthes; Trematoda; Plagiorchiida; Echinostomatidae
Source: the annotation of a GenBank genome assembly
GAUGAUGAUGAUGAUGAUGUUUCGGAUGAUGAUGAUGAUGAUGAUUCGGAUGAUGAUGAUGAUGAUGAUGAUGAUGAAUCGGAUGAUGAUGAUGCUGAUGUUGAUGAUGAUGAUGAUGAUGUUGAUGAUGAUGAUGAUGAUGAUGAUGAUGAUGAUGAUGACAUUUGGAUGUUGAUGACUUUUAUGAUGAUGAUGAUGAUAAUGAUGAUGAUUUGGAUGUUGAUGAUGUUGAUGAUGAUGGGAUGA